AUGCAGCGUGAACCUGAAUACCAGCAUAAUCAAAACCCUUUCGUAAACAAACAUACUGUUGGUUUAAAUGUGGAAAAUAUUAGUUUUUCUUAUGGUGAAGGUUUAUCUGUUUUAGACGGUGUAACUUUAUCUAUCGGUGAAGGUGAAAAGGUUGCUUUAGUCGGGGCUAGCGGUGGCGGUAAAUCAACACUGGUACAAAUCAUAUUGGGUUUGUAUCCUGCUGAUUCCGGUGAACUAUAUUUUGAUGGUGUUAAUUUAAAAGAAAUCGGUUUGGAUGUUGUGCGAGAGAAUGUCGCCACAGUAUUACAGCACCCAGCAAUGUUUAACGACACCGUACGAGAGAAUCUUUCUCUUGGUCGUGAUAUAGAUGAUGAAACCAUCUGGCAGGCAUUGGAUAUUGCUCAAAUGCAUCAAACA
Priapulus caudatus is the source of this 417-nucleotide messenger RNA. Its product is annotated as multidrug resistance-like ATP-binding protein MdlB. The annotation marks the transcript as partial. The transcript has a single exon. The record is from RefSeq and is a predicted model, not a curated record. Gene Ontology annotation, molecular function: ATPase-coupled lipid transmembrane transporter activity; ATP binding; ATP hydrolysis activity. NCBI's taxonomy places the organism in Eukaryota, Metazoa, Priapulida, Priapulimorpha, Priapulimorphida, Priapulidae. Gene Ontology annotation, biological process: transmembrane transport.